Molecule: messenger RNA, 1641 nt
Organism: Lucilia sericata (common green bottle fly)
Lineage: Eukaryota; Metazoa; Arthropoda; Insecta; Diptera; Calliphoridae
Gene: pn
Product: exopolyphosphatase PRUNE1
Exons: 2
Coding region: 489-1607 (372 amino acids)
Cellular component (GO): cytoplasm
Molecular function (GO): exopolyphosphatase activity
Source: RefSeq, a predicted model, not a curated record
UAUGUUGACACCUAAUAAAAAUACAAUCCUUGAAAAAAUAAGUAGAAAAUUGGAACUAAUAUAAAUUGGGUAUAACUCUCAAAUUUUGAAACAAAUUUUACCGCUUAAAGGCCUUUUAAUGAUAUGAUUUGUGAUACGUAUGUAUGUGUUUUGGUCAACAAAUUUUUCUCUUUCAAAUUAUACAUAUUUUGACUGGAUCGGUUCAUGAAUAGGAAAAGUAUGAUAAUAUAUAAAAAAACAUAACAAGUCUAUAACUCCAUAACUAAAAAUUGGUUAACCAAAAGGCAUAUCACAAAUUAUAGAAUUAAAAGAUCUUUAAGUGGUGAAUGUUCAAAAUUAGAGAGUUAUACAUAUUGUAAAUAUAUGUACGUCAAAGAGUAAAUUGUUUCCUAGUAGUGUGGCAACUUGUUAAAUGUCAUUCUUUUUGUUUACACUUGAUUUUGUAUUAUUUUUGACAAAAAUAUCAAUAAAUAGAAUAUUAAUUAAAAAUGUUAAAUUUUUUAAAACAAACACGUAAAUUCGUUAAUACUAAGGAACCAAUUUGUAUUGUUUUGGGAAACGAAUCCUGUGAUUUGGAUUCAGCAGUAUGUGCUGUUUCUAUGGCAUAUUAUUAUCAAAAGAAUAGAAACUCUUGUUUAAAUACACCAAAGGCUUAUAAUUACUUACCAGUACUGAAUAUUCCUAAACGAGACUAUCCGCUAAAAACUGAAGUAAAAUAUAUAUUUCAAGAAAAUAACAUUAGUGAGGAAUGGCUAACGUUUAAAGAUGAGUUGAAUGAGGACUUUUUGAAGGAUUCGGCAUUUGUAUUAGUCGAUCAUCAUGUUAGUCCCUGGUUAAAAAACUGCAUAGCAAUAUACGAUCAUAGACCUAAAGAUGCGGCAGCAAUUAUAUCAGAUAAAUGUGAUUUGCAUUUGAAUUUAGUAGGUUCCUGUGCAACUCUUGUGGCAGAGAAAUUUGUAAAUGCAAAAAUGUUGGAUGCUUCGGAAAAGGAGAUUUUAAAUUUAUUGCGUAGUACUAUCGUAUUGGAUACCGUUAACUUUUCAGAGUCUGCGGCCAGGGCAACGCCCAAAGAUCUCGAAAUUUGUUUAGCCUUGGAGGAAGUUUUGGAGAAAUUUAACUGUUUACAAAACAGAGAAACUUUGUUUGAAACAUUAGUUAAGGCCAGAGCAGAUGUGGGUUCCUUGACGGCUUCACAGUUGUUGCGAAAAGAUCUUAAAAUUUUAACUUCAAACAAAAAUGGUGGCAACAUUAAUAUCGCCAUACCCGGUUUCCCACUUCUGGUGCAGCAUUUUAUUUCCAAAUCCGGUGCAGAAGAUGCUGUAAAAGAAUUUGCCCAAGAAUUUAAUUGUAGCGUUGUGCUAUUGAUGGGUAUGUUUGUCCAACCGGAAGACAAUAGUGUUCAUCGUGAUUUUGGUUUAAUAAAUAUAAGCGACUCUACUAUGUGUGAAUCCAUUAAAAAACGACUUUUGUCACUAGAUGAACCUAAUUUAUGUGUCGAACUUUACAAUAAUUGUAAUUUUAUGGAUGGAUCAUUUUAUAAACAACAAAAUAUUAAGAUAACAAGGAAACAUGUUUUACCAAUUGUAAAAAAUAUUUUAGAUCAAUAAAAAAACCGAGAAAUUUUUUUAAAAUAAAUCCUAA